This is a messenger RNA of Rhineura floridana, 2622 nucleotides long. RefSeq names its product phosphodiesterase 12 (gene PDE12). NCBI's taxonomy places the organism in Eukaryota, Metazoa, Chordata, Lepidosauria, Squamata, Rhineuridae. Gene Ontology annotation, cellular component: mitochondrion. The transcript has 3 exons. Gene Ontology annotation, molecular function: 3'-5'-RNA exonuclease activity. The record is from RefSeq and is a predicted model, not a curated record. Gene Ontology annotation, biological process: nuclear-transcribed mRNA catabolic process, deadenylation-dependent decay. Bases 231 to 2030 code for a protein of 599 amino acids.
CUCUGUCCUUUAAGCCGCACGCAGGCACUGACGCCAUUUCCCAGCAGGACCUGCGUUUCCUGCUUCGGCCAUGCUUGUCCCUUUUCUUUUUCCCGGCGUUUCCCAUCGGCCCUUGUGAGGCGGGCAGCCAAAGAGGCUCUUUCCUGCCUGACAACGGAGGAGCGGUUGCAGGCGGCGACGGAAAGGAGUCAGACAGGAAUGAAUGGUGUUUGGCUGGUGGCUGCGAGUUCAUGUGGCGCCUGCUGUGGGGCACGCUGAGAGCCCUUCCCGGCCCGAGAAGGAGGCAGCGGCGAUUGAGUAUUCGGGGUCCCGCUAGCGGCGCGCUUCCCGCCAUGGAGCGGGCCGUGGUGCGCUGCGUCCCAACCGAGCCUAAACUCAGCGUCUCGUUCGUGCUGGGAGACGGUAGCGCCCGGCACAUGCAGCGGGACCAGGCGGAGCCUCUGGGUCGGGCACUCGUUCGCAUUGCCAACAACGCUGGCAAAGGCCACGCCAAGGCGGCCAAGAAAAGCAAGAAGGCGCGGGCCGAGGCUGAAGCCGGCGCUUCUCUGCCGCCCCCGCUGCCUCCCACGGUGUGCCUCUUCUCUCAGGACGGCGAGGCCGUGGCCGAGGACGUGCCCAACGCAGAGGCCUGGCAGGAUGGGGCCGUGUUGCAAAUAGGCGAGGCCCGCUACCGCGUGGAGCGCAACCCGCCGGCCCUGACGGAGCUCCAGCUCCCGCGAUCGCUCCUGGCCGGCUUCCCCGUGUGCCCCAAGGUCCGCACGGAGUUCGGCUCUCCCCACGACUGCCUCUUCCGCUGGUACCAGGAGCAGAAAGCCGAGCCGGCCGUGGGGUCGGCGGCGUUGGGAGACGAAGGGGGCGGUUGGGUGGAAGCUUCGGGCGGCGCCGAGCGCGUCUUCACGCCGAGCAACGCGCACAUCGGGCGGCGCCUCAAGCUCGUCUGCACCCCGGGCAACAGCCAACGGCGUUACGGACUGGCCCGAGAGAUGGAGAGCAGCGGCCCGGUGGAGGCCGGGCCGGGCGCCUGCACUUUCGACGCCCGGCACCUCUACACCAAGAAAGUGACCGGGCCGGGCCUCAUCCGCACCGUCACCUACAAUAUCCUGGCUGACAUUUACGCCCAGACCGAGCUGUCCCGAACCGUACUCUAUCCGUACUGCGCUCCUUACUCUCUGGAGCUCGACUACCGGCAAAACCUGCUGAAGAAGGAGUUGGUCGGCUACAGCGCCGACAUCAUCUGCCUGCAAGAGGUGGACAAGUCGGUCUUCACCGACAGUCUGGGCCCUGCGCUUGAUGCCUUCGGCCUAGAGGGUCUCUUCAAGCUCAAAGAGAAGCAGCAUGAGGGUCUGGCCAUUUUUUACCGAAGAGACAAGUUCAGUCUUCUCAGUCAGCAUGACAUUGCCUUAAACCAGGCACUGCUUGAAGAUCCCCUGCACAGAGAACUGCGAGACAAGCUGGCCCCUUAUCCUGAGGUGCAGGACAAAGUGCAGCAGAGGUCAUCUGUGCUGCAGGUUUCUGUUCUUCAGUCUACAAGUGAUUCUUCAAGAAAGAUUUGUGUUGCCAACACUCACCUGUACUGGCACCCAAAAGGUGGAAACAUCCGUCUAAUCCAAGCUGCAGUAGCAUUGUCUCAUAUUAGGCAUGUAACGCAUGACAUAUAUCCUACUACUCCUGUCAUAUUCUGUGGAGAUUUUAAUAGCACACCAUCAAGUGGAACAUACAGUUUCAUCAGUUGUGGCAGUAUUGCUGAAGAUCAUGAGGAUUGGGGCUCAAAUGGAGAAGAGCAACGGUGCACUGUGUCUUUAGCUCAUCCGUUCAGACUGAAAAGUGGUUGUGGAGAACCAGCCUACACUAAUUAUGUUGGAGGCUUUCAUGGAUGUUUGGACUACAUUUUCAUUGAUGCAGAUGCUUUGGAGGUUGAACAAGUAAUUCCAUUGCCAAGUCAUGAAGAAGUAACCACUCAUCAGGCCUUACCAAGUGUUUCACAUCCUUCAGAUCAUAUAGCACUAAUAUGUGAUUUAAAGUGGAAGUAGACUAAAAACAAUCUUGGUAUCUGUUCCUUUCUCUUAAACAAGAAAUGUGAGCUACUUUAGGAGAAUUCAACUUGAAUUUGACCACCAGCUUUUACAAAAGAUAAUUGGAUAAAAAGUGUUUGUAUGUCUAACAGUAAUGUUAAACCAGAUUUUCAUUUCUCUAUAACUGGUCAUAACCAGAAAGUUCCUAUGGCAAAUGCUCCUUUUUUACUCUAAUAAGCAAAGCCGUCAAUGUUUAAUUCUCUUUUAAAAUUGAAUUAUACUAUUCCCUUUUCAGGUGGUUUUUAAAUGGUGAUUAAGAGUAUUUUGUUUAAACUGAGUUUAUAUAAAAAAAUGGAACAACUGGAAGGGUUUUUGUAUUCUCAGCAGUAUCAUACCCCAUCAAUCUGUUGCUGUUGUCUUUUGAGAAGAUAUUCCUUAACAAGCUGCCCAAAUUGUGUAAAUGUAUGCUGCCCCUUCACAACCAUCCAUGUUAAAUUUAGUAUUCCAAAAAUGAUUUGGCACAGCUACCUGCUUUCAGGUAUUUAUGAAGAGAAAGAAGCUAUGUCCAGGUAAACCAAAAUCAUUGUUUAAAUAAAAAAUCAUGACUGUG